Phanerochaete carnosa HHB-10118-sp is the source of this 897-nucleotide messenger RNA. RefSeq lists its product as uncharacterized. The record is from RefSeq and is a predicted model, not a curated record. The transcript is spliced from 5 exons. NCBI's taxonomy places the organism in Eukaryota, Fungi, Basidiomycota, Agaricomycetes, Polyporales, Phanerochaetaceae. The coding region runs from base 1 to 897 and encodes 298 amino acids.
AUGUCAAUCAAUGGAACUGGUGACAGAUAUGCAACUGAAUGGGAGGUGUUUGAAGUUCCAAUGUUGGGCAGUUCAAGCCAAGGUGUGCCUGUUGAAAAUGCACACAGAAACGCAGGCAUGGCUUCUGCAACAGAUGUCUCCAAUCUGUCUCUGAUAUCGCUAUUUGAUGUUGUUUGGUCUGUUCGGGGGCAGAUAGAGACUUUCAGAGAGUGUGUGGAGAAGCUAUUUGAUGUUGUGGGCACGCUCUCCUCUCGAAUGAAUGUUGUAAUCGAGGCCACAAUUGGCACCAAGAAGUCUAGCAGGGCUUUAAAAAGCCACAAGCCUCUAUAUCGUGAAAACUUUCUAGGCAUGCACUUCUGGCACAAGUCUAUAUGGAAGGAGUCAAAAGAUGUGCAACCAAGCCAGAGCAACUCCAAGGAAGACAAGAAGAAUUGGUCAAAGAGCCAGGCUGAAUAUAAGAACCUUGGCUUCUUCAAGUGGGAGUCAGGUCAGGUGUUCUUGAUAGGAGAGAGAGCUGCAGUCGCUAAUGUUGCGAGGUGCACCUUCCGUGAACUUGAUCACUCCAAAGUGAUGGCACCGCCAGCAACAUGGAUGGGCCUUGCACUUGAUUACCAUCGUGAAAUAGUCUUUAGUGCACUCUACAACAACUAUCCUGUUAUUGCCAACUGCACCGACGACUGGAAGGCAGACCAACACCACUCAUGGCCCAAAAGGUGGGCUGCCCAAAUGCCAACAGCCCGUAGCAUCAAGAAGGAAGCUCGUAGUGUCAGCAUUGUGGCCGAGGAAGAUAGAGUCAAUCCAAUGCCAGAAAUUGAGGUCGACAAAGGUGAACCCAAUGUAGGCCACGACGAGAAUACUGAUCCUGCACCUCUGUUGCCUGGCAGCAUGCAGAAGUGA